This is a messenger RNA of Xylaria bambusicola, 402 nucleotides long. RefSeq lists its product as uncharacterized. The record is from RefSeq and is a predicted model, not a curated record. Lineage: Eukaryota; Fungi; Ascomycota; Sordariomycetes; Xylariales; Xylariaceae. The transcript is spliced from 2 exons. The coding region runs from base 1 to 402 and encodes 133 amino acids.
AUGCGUGGCCUCUAUUUUAAGGCAAUACUUGACGGGUAUAUGGUUGCCUACGAGUUUAUAACUGACCCAGUAACGAAUAACUGCUGGCUACUUGCUAAGGAUGUCUCUGUAGCGACCAGUGCGGACUGGCUCGCAGCUGCUGAUGACGCCCAGUUCAGUCAUGACUCGGUCCCUGGCAUCAUUCAACUCAAGUGCAUGGAAACUCGAUCCGAAAAGCACUACGACUUUACCUGUAGCAGGACUAAGGGUGGUUGCUAUCAAAAUCACCAGGUUCCUCCGGAGGAAGAUGUCAUCCAUAUCGACGGGGAGGUUCUACAGGAAGGAACCGAGGGACACACCAUCAUUUCUCGUGCAUUUCGGAUGAUUGAAGCUAAUUUAUUUGCUUCUACGCAGCCUAUGUAG